Molecule: messenger RNA, 1557 nt
Organism: Rattus rattus (black rat)
Lineage: Eukaryota; Metazoa; Chordata; Mammalia; Rodentia; Muridae
Exons: 8
Coding region: 134-976 (280 amino acids)
Source: RefSeq, a predicted model, not a curated record
UAAGGCCUCAGGAACUCCUGUGUGUUUGGAGAAUUACCCUGGAGAGAGAUUCUAUGGAACAGUCACCACAUCUCUCGGGAAUCAGGCUGCUCUCUGUCCUCUGUUGGUCCCUUUCCUGAGAGGCAUCACUGCAAUGCUCGUAGAGGAUCAAGACUGUCAUCUAGAACUGGAAGAUCAGAGGCCAGGAGGAGACUCAGACAAAGUCGACAAUAUCUGGACUCCACCAUUACUCUCCAUCAUGAAGAAAAUAGAUACCUGGCCCCAAGACUCCAGGGAAAUAGCUGAACUACAAGGACGAAUACACCUCAGACCCGGACAAAAAAACCCUUUGAAAAAUCUCCUGAAGACUGAGACAACACAGGAAGAGCUGGAAACUGUGCAUGCCACGAAGCUUUCUGCCUGGGAAUUUGUAGUUCACCAGUAUGGCUGCUCUGUCCUGCACCUCCUGGUUCCCCAGCUUCAGGCUCCGGAAACCACCUUACAGAUUGCUUCUCGUCUGCCUGUCGUGGAGGCCUCAGGAAAUGCCUUCCAAGGUUCCUUCUUCUAUCAGAGCACCGAAAACACCCUGUUUGUUGAGAGAGAGUGCUUGGCCUCUGUGGGAAGUUUUGUUCUGCUAUUGAUCCACUGCCUGGCCCACAUCGCUACUGGGGACUUUAACCAGGACUCCAACCCCAGAUUUCUGGAGUUGUUCUAUCAGGGGCUGAGAGCCUACUUCAAGGAGGCAUUUACUACUACAUUGCAAAUGUCAGCAGUUCCCUGGGACAAUAAGUUUGAUCAAAACCUAAUUGCUCUUCUGUUAAAAGAGCAGCCCAUUUCUGAGAGAGAAAGAGACCUCCUCUCUAAGCUCAUUGAGAGGAAGCCUGAGCCUUGCUUGGCAAGAGAGUCAUCAGAAGAGUAUAUUAAGAAGAACAAAGACCUUCUCCUCUUCAACAAUAUGGAACAUUUCCUUAAAAGCAUUCUUUCUGCAAAGCAAUGAUAACAUGAAGAGCUGGACUCAGUGGCAAAGAAAAGUGCUUCUCAUAUGCAUGCGUGUGACUAUCAACUGGGACAUGAGCAACUUACCAAUGGCUACAUCCCCGCGGAAGAGUGACCCUCCUUCAGCAUCCAUCAACGGCAAAUGUCUCCUCCAGCAGGAGUGGGACCCCAAGGAAUUGACUUUUCCCCCUUAGUAAAUACGAACUAGAAUUCCAAAGAGACAAACCAUGCUCUGCUGCAAAAGAGCAGGAGACUCCUGCGUCUCUCCCAUCAACAUCUGCGUCUCUCCCAUCAAUAUUUGGCAUUUUACGUCUCUUGUAAUUCAUCCAUGCUUCUUGGUGUGUGGCAUAUGGGAGAGAUAUUGAACUUUCAUUUUAUAAUAACCACCAUCAAGACUCAGCAUUUCAAGUGUGAACAUUCAAGAGUUUGAAUAUCUUGCCUAUUUCCCACUGAGCUCCCUAUUUUCUGACUUCUAGAAAUUAAUUUUCAUAAUUUUAUGAACCUUUCAAGAUAAAAGUAACUUCUUCUGUUUUAUUUUUAGACCUAGAAAGUGGAAAAAUAUUCAAUACAACAUCUGAUAAA